Telopea speciosissima is the source of this 1185-nucleotide messenger RNA. RefSeq lists its product as uncharacterized. Gene Ontology annotation, cellular component: endoplasmic reticulum membrane; endoplasmic reticulum. Gene Ontology annotation, biological process: intracellular protein transport; endoplasmic reticulum to Golgi vesicle-mediated transport. NCBI's taxonomy places the organism in Eukaryota, Viridiplantae, Streptophyta, Magnoliopsida, Proteales, Proteaceae. The transcript has 2 exons. Bases 179 to 844 code for a protein of 221 amino acids. The record is from RefSeq and is a predicted model, not a curated record.
UUCCACUCUUCCUGUUCUAUUCCUUGCUUCUUCAAUUCUUCCUUGAUUCUCUCUCAUUUCUCUGCUCCGCAAGUAUCGAACCUCGCGUUCUGGUAGAUUUUUCUUGUCCAGACCUUGAAUUUUGCGGGUCUUUGUUUCUCCCCUGUUUUCGUAGUUGCAAACAAACCACUUCACCAAGAUGAUUCAGCUCUUUUUUACGGUCAUAACUGCCGAGAUGGGUCUGAUUAUGAUUCUAUUAUUUAAAACCCCUCUGAGAAAGUUGGCGAUCUUAGGUUUGGAUCGGGUGAAGCGAGGGCGGGGGCCGGUGGUGGCGAAAACUGUCGGAGGGACCGUUUUCGUGGUCUUUUUGUCUAGUGUGUUCAGCAUGAUGAAGAUCCAGAAGCGUUCCAUGGAUGAUGGUGCCGUUAAUCCGACUGAUCAAGUUCUUAUGGCCAAGCAUCUGCUCGAAGCGUCUCUUAUGGGAUUCUCCCUGUUCCUUGCAUUGAUGUUAGACAGACUGCAUAAUUAUAUCAGGGAACUGCGCUUGUUGAGGAAGGACAUGGAGGCUGUGAAGAAACAAAACCGAGGUUUUGAGGAUGGGAAGAAUGGAAUUUCAGAGGAAAUGAAAGCAUUGGAGAAUGAGGUGACCACCUUGAGGGAGAAGGUUAAGCACCUCGAAACUGAAUGUGAGACAAAGACAAAAGAAGCAAAGGCUGGAGAAGCAAAUGCAAUGGCUCUGAAGAAGCAGUCGGAAGGGUUCCUUCUUGAGUAUGAUCGCUUGUUGGAGGACAACCAAAACCUUCGGAACCAGUUGCAAUCAGUUGACCGAAGGUUGUCGCGUUCUGAUAGCAAGAAGAAUACAUAAGGUGACCAUGGAAGUGGCGGUUGACAGUUCUCUAUUUUCCAGAUUUCUUCUUGUUUGAUGCGUCAAGGUCUAUCCGGCUUGGUGUUAUAGGCAUGAAAAUCCAGGAGAGUCGGUAUUAUAGGAAUGAAAUCCAGGAGAGGGAUGAAACAAUGCAAAUGAUUGAGGCUUUGUUUCUUUUUCUUUUUCUAUCUGGUUUGUAUAAUCAGUUCUAGGCUUUUAGCAAGGGCAAAACGUUUGAUUAUUCAAUUUUGUCAGUUGAUUUGCAUGCAUAAUUUAAGACUGAUAAUGGAGAUUGGCAGAUGUGAAGUGGACAGAAAUAUACUCAAAAAUCCGUUUUCCUA